UCAUAAUCUGGUUUGUGGUUUAUUUUUAUGUGAUCGGAGAUAACUUGAGGAUAAUCCAGUGUUUACACUGUUGCGUAGAAUUGGUUUUUCGUUUAGUAAGCCAAAAAAAAUCCGUCCAAUUUAUAGCUACAUGUAGUCUUUUAUGAGCCAAAUGAUGAGUUCUAACCUAAUUUUAAUUGGUGUUAUUUGUUCAAUGUUUAUGGUGAUUGUGCAUCCAGAGGAAUACUUAUCACCAGUUCUUCCAGCAAGAAAAACUGUAAACUGGUUCAAUUAUUUAGGAAAAGUUUAUUAUGUAGACAGCAUUUUUCAGACAAAUUUCUACAGUGCGAUGCAGUUUUGUCGUCAACAAGGAAUGCAAUUAUUAAGCAUAAAUAAUGAUGAAGAAAACCAAAGAAUUGGGAAUUUCAUAAAAGAUAAAGGUUUUACAUUUAACCGCUUUUGGACAUCGGCUACCAAUCUAGCAGACAAAAAAAAGUGGGUAUGGCUGUCGACAGGAAACCAAGUUACUUUCUUUAAAUGGUAUCCCGGAGAACCUAACAAAGCACUGAACGAUUCAGAAAACUGCAUCGAAGCAGGUUGGUUUGGCACAGCUGGAUUUACAUGGAAUGAUCUGAAUUGUUCAAGAACAGACAAAUAUUUUAUAUGUGAAGCAACUACAGAUUGUCACAAUUUACAUUGUUCAAUGAAGAUGCAAUUUAAGGAAGCAAAUCAGACUCAAGCCAUCGAUAUAAUAAAAUAUUGGUUGGUUAAGCCAAAGAAGGAAUUUGUUAUAAAAAUAAGAAUAAUUAUGAAUUUUUGAAACAAAGAUUUAA
Molecule: messenger RNA, 812 nt
Organism: Psylliodes chrysocephalus
Lineage: Eukaryota; Metazoa; Arthropoda; Insecta; Coleoptera; Chrysomelidae
Source: the annotation of a GenBank genome assembly